CACGCACGCAAUCUGAUAUUGAACACUGCUUACAUACGCAGACCCUGGCAAGCCAGUCCGAACCAAUGGGGAGCUGCUCAUGUGCUGAGAAAGGGCACAUGGUGGGGCAGGUACCAACCACGGGCCAGUGAUUACAGAAACCCCCCCGGUGGCACCCACACCCCUGUGGUCAGCCUCUCAGAGCCAAGUGACGAAGUCUCUUUUGGAGUCGGGCCCGCCAGUUCUCUCGAGAGACACAUGGGCGAGGGCAUGAGGACCGGAGAAAGGGCCUCAUCUCGGCGGCCCUCUCGUUUUUCCUACGGCUUUAAGGUUUUGGGGCUUCUUCUCCAGUCGACCUUGACGAGUAUAAUAAGGCAGCGGCAGUCGGCACCUUGGGGCGCAAUGACAGGGGUUCUGGUGUUACGCUGGCAGGUUAGCCCCUCCGUCACCAGCCAGAGAGGCCGCAUUUUCGCGCCAGAGGCCAUCAAGGUUCUCACGCCGCACCGCACCUGCUCAUCGCGCGCCUGCAACACCGCCUUCCCACAACGUGGGUAG
Messenger RNA from Colletotrichum abscissum, 534 nucleotides. RefSeq lists its product as uncharacterized. The annotation marks the transcript as partial. The transcript is spliced from 2 exons. The record is from RefSeq and is a predicted model, not a curated record. NCBI's taxonomy places the organism in Eukaryota, Fungi, Ascomycota, Sordariomycetes, Glomerellales, Glomerellaceae.